AUGCCGAAAGUUACCAUAGAAUAUUGUGUCAAGUGCAAAUGGCAGCUCAGAGCGACGUGGUACCUCCAAGAGGUGUUGCAGACCUUCAGUUCAUCUGAAGUGUUGGUUGACGAGGUCUCACUCAGACCAAGUCUUACACCAGGGACAUUCCGAGUACUUUGCUAUUCUGUACAAGACUCUGAGCCUGCGGUAAUCUGGGAUAGGACUGUGGAUGAUGGGUUUCCCGAUUCAAAAGCAUUGAAGCAGCGAAUCAAGAGUUUGAUCCAGCCGGAUCUGAAUAUCGGACAUAAUGACAAGCCGCUCAAAAACAACGGUGUAUUGAAACAGGAUCAGCAGAAGGAUUCAAAGGAGAACUCCAACCAGGAAACUAACAAGACUGUACAUUGUGAGGAGUGCAAGAGUGCAGAGUGA
This is a messenger RNA of Kuraishia capsulata CBS 1993, 411 nucleotides long. RefSeq lists its product as uncharacterized. The coding region runs from base 1 to 411 and encodes 136 amino acids. NCBI's taxonomy places the organism in Eukaryota, Fungi, Ascomycota, Pichiomycetes, Pichiales, Pichiaceae. The record is from RefSeq and is a predicted model, not a curated record. The transcript has a single exon.